GUCAACGAGACGCUAACACAGUCGCGCUUUUGGCGCUCCCUGUACGCUCGCCCUCAGCGCCCCUAAUCUGAGUAGCAAUGCAUCGCCUUUCUUUCAUCCCUGUCGUCCCGUACCCUCGCCGUCAUACGAAACCCGCCGACUAUUGUUGGCCUCUACUUGAUUGACUACCAGGCGCAUACACUCACCUCGCUCACCUCCAAUCAGUCCUGCUAACCCUCAUCCUCCCUUCCUUUUCUCUUGCCCUUCCCUCUCACCUUCCCCCUUCCCUCCCCCCUUCCUACCCUCCCCCCUUCUGCUCUCUUUUCACGCCCUCCCUCCCCAGCUCUCGUCUUCUCUUGCCCCCCAUCUCGCCCUUUCUGUCGCACCCUUAUUGCCAAAUGCGCGCAUAUACCCGCUUUGCCAACCUCCGCCUUCUUCUCCUCGCCGCCACUUCCCCCCAUCCCUCCCUCCAUCUGUCCCUUCCUCGGGUCUUCCUCCCUCUCUUCUCGUCUUCACCCCUCCAUCCCAUCACCCUCCCCUCCAUGCCCGCCGGGUACAUGCGCUUCCCCUCCCCUCCCCUCGCCGUUCCUCCCACGGGUCGGUGGCGUAGCUGGUUAUCGCAUCUGUCUAACACACAGAAGGUCCUCAGUUCGAUCCUGGGCCGACUCAUCUUGCCAUAGGCGGAUUCUUUUUCCCCUCCGGUGCAUAGGACAUGGUUCACUCCUUGUACGCUUUCCUCUCCCCUCUUCCGUCAAUGUCAUCCUGCCAUGAUUUGUCCCGCUGCACUAUCCUUGCGCGCUCCUUCGGCUUUCCUCCGAACUGCUCUCCUCCUCAUUUCCUCAUAUCGCGCUUCUUCUGUCCGCCUCCCCUCCUCUCUUCUCGCUCUCGUUCCCCUUACUUUCUACUCGUGCGGUUGAUAUCUCGCCUCCUCUCUCCCCUCCUUCCGACUCCUUCUCGCCCCAUCCUCCUUCUCACUUUCAUUCUCGCGCCCUUCGCCCACGGGGUCAUCGGCAGACUCGGCAGACCAGCCGGGCACACGUAUUUGUGACCUGCACUUGAUCGGAGGUAUCCCGCCCUUGGCUUCGACCGCGACUAAUCGUCAUCUCUGCCGCCAGCUCUUGCCCAAUCGCUGGACAACACACCCUCUCGCUGGUCAAC
Schizophyllum commune H4-8 is the source of this 1137-nucleotide messenger RNA. RefSeq lists its product as uncharacterized. The transcript has a single exon. The record is from RefSeq and is a predicted model, not a curated record. Lineage: Eukaryota; Fungi; Basidiomycota; Agaricomycetes; Agaricales; Schizophyllaceae. The coding region runs from base 378 to 659 and encodes 93 amino acids.